Phaedon cochleariae (mustard beetle) is the source of this 1138-nucleotide messenger RNA. Lineage: Eukaryota; Metazoa; Arthropoda; Insecta; Coleoptera; Chrysomelidae. The record is from the annotation of a GenBank genome assembly.
CGCCUUAUGUUUUCUAGUUUUAUGCGCUAUCCGGAUAAAUUCCCUUCCACUGUUGAAAAUCUAUGGUACAAAUAUUGAAAAUGCAUGAAAAACAUGGUUCAAGAAAUACUAUUCGUUUGUUUAGGUAAUAUUUGUCGAUCACCCAUUGCACAUGCUGUAUUUCAACACAUUGUAAAGGAAAAAGGUAUUGCAGACCAAUGGGUGAUAGACAGUGCAGCCGUUUCAGGACGGCAUAAUGGGAGUCCUCCUAACUCUAGAGCUAGACAAGUUUUAGAGAGUCAUAACAUGCAAUGCAAGAGAAGAGCUAGACAGAUUAAAGAUGAGGAUUUCAACAGAUUUGAUUACAUUUUUGGAAUGGAUGAACAUAAUAUCAGUAGUUUGAAAGAUCAAGCUCCUAGAGAUUGUAAAGCAAAGAUUUUAUUAUUGGGAGAUUUUGAUCCUGAAGGUGACAGAAUUAUACAAGACCCUUAUUUUGAAAAUGGAACAGAGGGAUUUGAAAAAUGUUAUCAACAAUGUAUGAGAUCUUGCACAGCAUUUUUGGAACAGUUGUAAUUGAGCAAAUCUAUAAUACUUUUUGAGAUUUUGAGUUUCAACUGGGCAUCAGUUAUGAUAUUCAAACAGCCUCAUAUAUAUUCUAUUAUUCAUGUAUUAUCAUAUAUUAUCUAUUUGAAUACUACUUCCAUUAUUGAUAAAAUAAUUCUUGAAGAUGUCUUGUUGAUAUAAUAGUGUAUUGAGUACUAUACCUAAAACUUCACCAUGGUCUCACUUUGGACUGUGUUGCAUGUGUUAAUAUCCAUGUAUUUUUUGGAUCUUUCACCAUAGACAUCUGCUUAUGUCUUCUAUGUGUCUUGCAAAGAACAAACAUCCUUUCUUCUCUUCUGACAAAAUAGCAAUCCUUACAUCUUCUUCGAACUCUACCCAUAACUUUGAAUCCACAGCUUGGAAUUAUCGUUGGUACCACAGGAGCCAACAGUGUAUUUUGGGGAAGGUUUGUGAAAUUUGGACUAGCCAAGAGAUGAAAUGAUGAAGAUAGAUGAUUGAAAGUAAUUCUAUUCGUGAAGUUCAAAAUGGUAUUUCUCAGAAUGGACACCAUCUUCUUGUACUGAAAAAGUAGUUAAAUAUUGGAUGAGGUUAUGUU